CUAACCGGACUUUCCUCCGGAGUGCUACCCACAGAGGAGGAAGUAACACCGGAGGAUUCACCUCUCCUCUCCGGGGGGAAAAAAAGACAAACACUCCCACUUUUUUUUAAACCCUUCCAUAACUUCUUGUUUUAAAAACAACUUUUGUAUUUUUGAUUUGCCCGCAUCUCCGCAACGAUGUCCGUCCAGAGCAAGAAGACCACCACCACCACCUCCUCUUACCGGACCGUGAACGUGGCCUCACCCGAGCCGGUGAGCGGCGGCACGGUGCUUACCGCGACGACGACCGGGGCGGCCCGCUCGCCUUCCCCGGUGCAGUACGCCGUCAACGGCAACUACAGCACGCUGCGCUACCUGGUGCCGGUGCAGCCGUCAGUGCAGCAGCAGUCGUACGUGCUCGUCCAGCAGCCGGCCGUCAUGCAGCAGAUGAUGUCGCCCGUCUACCUACAGGGCGCCCCCCACUUGAGUGUCAGCAGCCUGGACUCGGAGCUCCUGUUCCAGCAGAACACGGAGGAGGAGGACGAGGAGGCGGUGGAGGUGGAGGAGGUGGAGGUCAUCAACAUCAUACAGCAGAAGCCGCCGCCGGCUAUCGAGAAGAUUUCCCGGACGGAGGUGAAGACCGACCUGAGCGAGGCCACAAAGAUGGACACGCGCUACUUUGCCGCGCUGCUGGCCGACGUCUACAGGAAGAACUGCGACAUCCACUCCUGCAUCUCCGAGCACGUGUCCAAGAUCAGAGGACAGAAAGUGGAUCUUGGCAUUGAUCAAGGGGACGACGUGGAGGCUCUACUCCCUAAAGGAGCCACUGAACUGACCAAACAGCAAAUCCGCUACCUCUUGCAGACACGCCUGACUGCGGAUAAGAGCAUGCGUCUGUUGCUGUCUACCUUCAGCAGUCUGCGAGAGGAACUCCUCCACAUGUCCGAAGACCUGCGACGUUUGGAGAGCGAGAAGGAGUCUCUGGAGCGAGAUCUUGCCUUCAAAGUGGGUCAGGCUCGUCAGUACGAUAGCCUCUUGGAAGCGGUCCGCGAAAACAACCGACAGCUUCAGGUGUCUCUGAAGGAAACCACCGCCUCCCAGCGUUCCCUGGAGAGCCAGCUGAUGAGCGCCCGCAACACCGACUCAAGCCGCGACUUCCAAAUGCGAGAGCUGGAGGGACGCAUCAGGGCUCUCGAGAAGGAGAACGCGAUGCUCCGACAGAAGCAAUUAGGCCAAUCCAGUAGCACCACGCUGCACAUCAAGACCGAGGAGCUGUCGCGUCAGUUCGACGAGCAGCUCUUGACCAUGAAACAAGAGAAGGACCAAGAGAUCCAGCGGCUGCGGACUCAGAUUACGAGGCUCCAGACAGAGAUCACCACGGAGAGGUCGUCGUCCGCGUCGGAGAAGACCCUUCAGUUGAAGAUCUCGGAGUUGCUCGCCAUGCUGGAGCAGCGGCAGACCACCAUCACCCGACAGGAGGAGGAGAUCCGAAAGUUGAUGAUGGACAAAAAUGACAGCUCCAAGACCACCAAGACAAUCAUCACUAAAAGGUACAGGAACCAGUACCCAAUUCUCGGCCUGCUGGGUGACGACUACCAGACGACCUUGAGCUCACCUAUCAGCGAAGACAAGACCAUCGUCAUUGAAAGAUCCGGAGAGAUUAUUAGACGGGAAUGAGUGAGCAGUAAGAACAACGUGAGGAUCACCCGUGCCGUCCACUCCAUCCAUUCCGUAGGGUGGCUUUAUGUGGGAACACAUCUGAUGAUUUAUUUUUAUACUACUAAUACAACAAUUCUGAAAAUAUUAUUUUGCAUUGACCAAUAAUGGGCAAACACUCCCUCACUUUUCCCCCACAAAGCCAGGUGGAAUUGUCACUGUAAAUAUUGAAAUGUAUAUAUUUGUGAGGUGGUUUAGAAAAAAAGGGGAGCUCUGCUUUGCUUUUAUUUCUUACGCUCGUGUGUAAUCGUGUUUUAUUUGAGGGAGGAGUGCGGGGAUGGAGGUCCUUAUGGUUAUAGAGUUUUACGAUGGUUUUUAAAGCACAAUAUGAUGUCGACUGUUAUUUCUUUGCGUGCUCGCUGUGGAGUGAAUGCUGUUUGUCCAGUGGGUGCUCAUCUACAGCCUGACUAGCAUGGGACGCUAACCAAUUAUCACUCAAAUCCGCCUUGCAAAAGACCUUAACUUUGAUCACUCAGUCUGACAUUUCACAAAUGCUCCAUGGUAGCUCGCUAAUGCUAAACUAAUCCACGUUUCCACCGGCAGACAAUUCGGCCCGCUAUGACUCGGUACUGUAAACACAAACGCGAUAGUGUAACUAGCGUGUCGUUAUAGCAGUCUCACCUGCCAGUCAAGAAAUGCGACAAUGUGUCUGGCUCCAUCCUUUUGGUACCACUGUACUUGGUAGCACCAACAGGAAGGAGCCAAAAAGUAGUAGCACACAAAUUUUGGUAUCCUGAGCAACUUUGGACACCGGAAGGGAUGGCAAUCCUACAUAUUCCCCGGACGUUGCUUACGAUUUUCCAUCGAAUGCAUGCCGUAAGCAACGAAUGGUGAAUUAUUUUGAAAUGAGUAGGAUCUGUUCAAGGCCUGGAAUGUCAGGAAUUUGGCCAAUUCAGGAGGGUUUUGCCAUUUUAGCAAUGGAAAAUAAAAACUAAAUAAAAUGACUUACCGUACCGAACCGUAGUGCUCGGUGGAAAUAGCGCUACAUGCUAACAGUAGGCUAAGCUAAAUGAACUGGUUGUAGCUCCAGUAAAUCUGCGAAUAGAAGAUCUGUGUUCAUUUUCAUGUGUUUGUAAGUUGUUUUGGAUGGCUAUAUUGCAUCGUUCACUGCUGUGUUUGGGAAUAAAAACAAAACUUCA
Messenger RNA from Phyllopteryx taeniolatus (common seadragon), 2834 nucleotides. RefSeq names its product POF1B actin binding protein (gene pof1b). Gene Ontology annotation, biological process: bicellular tight junction assembly; actin filament organization; epithelial cell morphogenesis. Gene Ontology annotation, cellular component: bicellular tight junction; adherens junction; actin filament. Gene Ontology annotation, molecular function: actin filament binding. The transcript has 12 exons. The record is from RefSeq and is a predicted model, not a curated record. Bases 178 to 1656 code for a protein of 492 amino acids. NCBI's taxonomy places the organism in Eukaryota, Metazoa, Chordata, Actinopteri, Syngnathiformes, Syngnathidae.